AUGUCAAUAUUUGGACAACAAAUAAAUCAUUUUGUAUUCUUUGGUUUGAACAGUUCACAAAGAAUUGAACUUUUUCAAUGGUUAUUGGUAACCAUGGCAAUCCUUUUGACAGCCAUUCCCACAAGUAUUUUAUCUCUAGCGCAAAAUCGUAAUCGAUCCUUAACUUUUACCGCAGUAAUAUCACCGGAAGACAGUCAAGUUUUACCAGGAAUUGUUUUAACUCCUCACCUUACAUUUAAUGGUGACUUUGUAUGCGUUAUGUGCGCAUGGAUAAUUACUUUGUUUGGUGUAUUUAAUUUUAUGCGAAAAAAUAACGUUGUUGGUCAAUUUAUUUCCAUGUUCCUUAUUGCAUUCACUGUGAUCCAAACUGUUACAGCUGCAUAUAACGUGUUGUUUAGUAACAGUUGGAUUUUAAAAAUUCUAAAUGGUUCAUUACAAAAAGCUUAUAAUUUGGAUCCUGAUCUGAUAAAAGAAUUCGAAUAUGAGUUGAUAGGUGUUCUUAUGCAUACCUUCAUAUUCGAUUGUAUUACAAUGCACGAUAUACGACAGUAUAUUCUCGGGGAUGAUAGCGAAGAAUGCUCGUAUGGUAAAGAUAAAGGCCUUAUAACUAAUUCCAAUGUUGAUGAAUUGGAAGAGCAAAUUAUUUCAAAUUCUUCCUCAGCAAGAUAUUAA
Racocetra persica is the source of this 672-nucleotide messenger RNA. Lineage: Eukaryota; Fungi; Glomeromycota; Glomeromycetes; Diversisporales; Gigasporaceae. The record is from the annotation of a GenBank genome assembly.